UUUCAUCAACAGUUAGUUUGUUUUUUCAUCAUAAAGGACCAAAUCUGGUCCUUGAAAAUAACCAACAAUAAACUCAUCAGCUCAUCCAAUUACCAAUUAAAUCAACAGGCAUCAAUUAAUAAUAAUCAUGACUUGUAUGUGCAUCGAUACGGCCCUAUCGAUUGUUUUCCAAAAAUUGGGAUACAUCGUAGGCAAAUAUCCUGGUUAUUUUGUGCUUGUGCCUUUUUUCAUUGCAUGUAUACUAGCUACCGGUCUACAACGGUUACGUUAUGAGGAUGAUCCUGAAUAUCUGUUCUCACCAACCGAUGGCCGUUCUAAGCUUGAACGUGCCAUUAUUGAUGAAUAUUUUCCCAUCAAUUAUACACAGAAUUUUAAUCUUGGCCGAAUCACUCAUAAAGGCCGUUUUGGACGAUUAAUUAUAACGGCUCGUGAUGGUGGUUCUGUAUUAAGAAGAUCCGUUUGGAAUGAAUUAAUGCAACUAGAUAGUGCCAUCAAAAAUCUAACAAUUGAAUGGGAUGAUAAAAUUUAUCGAUAUCAAGAUAUGUGCGCCAAACAUGAAUUUAAAUGUUUCAACAAUGAUAUACUUGAUUUUGAUAACAAAAUCGAUGAUAUUGAAGCGAAUAGAUAUUUUCUUAAAUAUCCUAUUUGGGUUAAUCAUGAAACAUAUAAAGCAUAUUUUUUUCCCGCUUAUCUUGGUGGUGUUCAACGUGAUGCUAAUAACAUCAUCGAAUCGGCUAAAGGUGUAAAUUUAAUGUAUUUCGCUGAUACAACAAUCAAAAAUGGUGAUAUUCGUGGCCAAUUAUGGGAACAACGAUUUCUUGAUUUUGCUGCAUCAGUUCAAUUUGAGAACAUUAUUGUUUCACGUUUUAUAUCGACUACAUUACAAAAAGAGCUUGAUAGUAAUACACAUAGUUUGGUGCCAUUCUUCAGUAUUACAAUAGCCAUUAUGCUUGUGUUUAGUAUUGGCACCUGUAUGAUGUUUGAUUGGGUUAGAUCCAAACCAUGGCUAGGUCUAAUGGGUUGUUUAUCGGCCGGUAUUGCCGUUAUUGGUGCAUUCGGUCUUUGUGUUUAUUGUGGUAUCGAAAUGAUUGGCAUCAAUCUAGCAGCUCCAUUCUUAAUGUUAGGUGUCGGUAUGGAUGAUGCAUUCGUAUUGUUGGCUGCAUGGCGACGAACCAAUCCAACAAUGAGUGUACCAAAACGAUUAAGUCAUACAUAUGCGGAAGCAGCUGUCUCCAUUACAAUUACAUCAUUGACCAAUUUUAUUUCAUUUAUGAUCGGCAUCAUCACGCCUUUUCCAUCGGUUCGAAUCUUUUGCAUCUAUACAUCGGUUGCUGUACUAUUCACCUAUGCUUAUCAUAUAACAUUUUUUGGCGGUCUUAUGGCUUAUUUUGGUGAAGUUGAACGCCGUAAUCUUCAUGGUCUAAUUUGUAUACCGGUGUUGCCUAAAUCGCUUGCGGAGGAUAAGGGCUUUUUCUUCCGUUUACUUUGUACUGGAGGACGUAAUCCAAAUGAUCCGGAUAAUCCAAAAGAUAACAAAGAACAUAUGAUGAUGAUAUUUUUUCGUGAUGUAUUGGCAGAAUCAUUGAAUCGGCCAUUGGUCAAGCUAUUGGUCAUAAGUGUAUUUCUCAUCUAUUUAUUCAUCGGUAUUUAUGGCUGCAGUGUAAUAAAAGAAGGAUUGGAUAGAAGAAAAUUAUCACGAGAUGAUUCAUAUUCGAUACAAUUCUAUGAUUUUGAGGAUAAAUAUUUUCGUGAAUAUCCUUAUCGGAUACAAGUGGUCGUCAAUGAAACGAUGAACUAUGCAGAUCCGAAAAUUCAACAACAAAUUGAAGAUAUGUUACGAAAAUUCGAAGAAAGUCCUUAUGUGGCUGAUAAAUCAAUGACUGAAUCAUGGCUUCGAUCAUAUUUGACAUUUCUUGGCCAAGACGAUAGUUUUCUUUUCCUUCAGGCUUUAAAUGUAUCCGAUCCAUUGGAUUUUUAUCGUGGAUUACGUGAUAUUUUUCUCCAUUUUCCAUUAACUGAACAAUUUCGUUUUGAUGUCGUUUUCAAUGAAGAUGGUUCCGAAGUCAUUGCAUCUAGAUAUAUAAUUCAAGCAAAAAACAUUCUUGAUGCAAAUAUGGAAAAAGAAAUGCUGAUUUCAUUGCGUGGAAUUGCUGAUAGUUUUCCAUUCCAUGUUACUAUUUAUCAUCAUUAUUUCAUAUUUUUUGAUCAAUUUGUUCUGGUUCGUAGCAUAUCGAUUCAGACCAUAACUGUUGCUGCAAUCGUAAUGAUGGCCAUUUCGUUAAUAUUCAUUCCAUCACCAUCAUGUGCUAUUUGGGUAGCAUUUUCAAUCAUAUCGAUUGAAAUUGGCGUCAUCGGUUAUAUGACAUUAUGGAAUGUCAAUUUGGAUUCAAUAUCGAUGAUCAAUUUGAUCAUGUGUAUAGGUUUUUCUGUAGAUUUUUCUGCACACAUUUCCUAUGCAUAUAUUUCUUGUAAUGAACGUACUCCCGGUGAACGAGUAAAAUCGGCUCUUUAUUCAUUAGGAUUACCAAUUUUUCAAGGCAGUGUUUCAACAGUUCUUGGUAUAAUAGCAUUAGCAUUUGCACCGUCUUAUGUAUUUGUGACUUUUUUCAAAACUGUUUUUCUUGUGAUGUUAUUCGGUGCAACACAUGGUAUCCUUUUACUACCAGUCUUACUUUCAUUAACCGACAUUUGUCGCCAACCACCGAAAUUAUUGUCAGAAGGUCAAUCAUCAGACAACAAAUCAUUACAUUUAUCAAGCAAACUUCCACAGCCUUAUCAUUUUAAAACAACAAAUUUACAAACAAUGCAGAAAGAGUUACCGUUUUUUACGGCAGAAAAAUUUUUCGAUGGAAAAACUAUUGUUCAUAAAAAUGGUGGCCCAAUAUACAUUCCACGACCUUCUUACAUAAAUCUUGCAUGCAACAGUGAAAAUCAUACUGUUGUUGAUAAUAUCAAACAAAAUCGACGACCACGAAUUGUGGACGAAGUUAGUGUGGAAGGAUCAAAAAGUCUUUCGGUAUCUGACAGUAGUGUAGUAGCUGAAAAAGAUCUUGGACUUGGUACAAGUGCUGAAGAAUGUAGUGAAAGUAGUUGGAAAGCUGCUGAAUCAAAAAUUGAUCAUCAUGUCGAUAUGAUAGUGAAAAAACAGCCACAAAGAAUAAUCGAAAAUCAUCAUGUUAAUGAUGGCUAUUUAAGCGAUAGUUUGGAACAAUCAACAGAUGCAUCGAAAAUGUUUGUCACAAGAAGUAAAAGUAAUGAUACUGAAAUGGUUGAACCGAGAAGAAAUUUUAAAAAUAAUCGCCAAUCGAGAAUAGGUCCAACGAAUGGCCACGAAGAACGUAUGAAUAGAAAUAUUUUACCACCAUCAUUAUUCAAUCAUCAACAGCAAAACAAUCAUCAUAAUCUAAAUCGAUUCAUACCAAUGUCUUAUAAUAGAUAUUUGGAAGAAUAUCCAUCUACUAGACAACGGCUUCAAUCAUAUCGGAUUGGUAGUUUAAAACCAAAUAGAACGACACACAGAAUACAACAGGAUCCAGAUAUAAUAUUGAAUCGAAAUGAAAUGAAUACAUCUUCAUAUCAUUAUUUUGAUUAUAAUCUUCAUUGGGAUAGUAGGUGGUCUGGAACCGUUCCUGCAAACCAAAACAAAACUGAUAAUAGUAACUUUCAAUAAUGAAACCAAUGUGAAAUGAAAUUAUCGCCACUACAAAAUUCAACUAUAGACUUCCAGUCAUUCAUAAAAUGAUUUAGAAAAG
Dermatophagoides farinae (American house dust mite) is the source of this 3752-nucleotide messenger RNA. It is a transcript of the gene Ptr, whose product is annotated as patched domain-containing protein. The record is from RefSeq and is a predicted model, not a curated record. Gene Ontology annotation, cellular component: plasma membrane; cytoplasmic vesicle membrane. NCBI's taxonomy places the organism in Eukaryota, Metazoa, Arthropoda, Arachnida, Sarcoptiformes, Pyroglyphidae.